AUGUCCAGCAGCCCUGUUCCUCAGCCCAGCUCUCCGGCGGAAUGGAAAGCCUACGGCCUGUCCAAGGACGUCGCCAGUAUUCCUCUGCGGGAAGCAGAAAACGUGAACGAAAAUGCAAAAAUCGCGAUGCUCCGGGGGGUUUACCUCGAGGCAUCCGCGGCACUUUUGCCCUCCAUGCUGCGGCUGAAUGUCUUCACCGACGUUCUCGCCCUCACGGGUCGUCAGACGGUCAUUUCGCCGCACAAGAAUGGAGUCAUACAGGUGACUGCGAGAGUUGUGACGGCAGAUGCGCCGGCGACCCUGGCGAUACCAUCCGACGCUUCGGGUGCAAUAUCGAUCUACGCCGCCAUCCUUGAUCAGCCAGUCACCGUGACGACUGGUUCUGAAAGCCUGGAACUUGAUCUCGGACCCGAGUCCGAGUACGCCGGCGUUUCAAUCGCCUUCGACAAUGGCAAAAUGGACCACGAAUACGAGAAGAAGUACCCUCGCUCCACGAGUGACGACCUCAAGGCAAGCCUCAACACGCAGCUACGCAUUUCCCUCGUUCAGUUUUGGAAAAACACGUCCAUUGCGGUCUCGCUGUGCUCCUACGUCGCCGCCAUGACGACGGAUCAAGGCUCGUUCAGCCUGCUCAACACGCAGGCAGUGGCAAUAGGCCAACAACUCGCGGGCCAGGUCGCGGCCGGGCCGGACAUGAGCUACGCUCCAGCUUUGGUCCUCGACAGAUACAAAGAGUCUACGCAGCAGGCGCUCAACGCUGCCACCGCCUUUGAGACCCAGUUCGAGCGGUUCCAGGACAAGAAGGAGUCGGUGGAAAUCCACAAACAGGCCUGGGACACGAUGCUCGCGCAGGCGAGAAACGAGAAUGCCAUGCGCGUCAACCUUCGCAACCUGGCUCUCGAAAAGUACAAGUCGACUCGCGAGACUGCCGUGAGCUGCCAGACACAGUUUGAAGACAACAACUUUGCCUUGGAAAUCCUCAGGAUCCGCUUCGAGAAUGGCCUUCAAAAGUGGAAAGACGAGCAGGAGUUGAAGGCCGUCUUCCAAAUCCUCAUGGCGGCCACGUCAUUUGCAUUGAACAUUGCCACGCUCUGCAUGGGCAAUCCAGGAGGCGGUCCUGGCGCCGCCGACGCCGUGGGACAGGCCGUCAAGGCCGUCAAGGUCGCCGAGGGCCUCGUCGGCCAAAUUGGCAAGUUCUUGAAAUCAGACACGUUUGAGAAGCUGGCCGAGGUCGUCGAGACCCUCCUGGAGCUGUACCCUCUCGUACAGUCCGUGGUGGACGCGGUCGGCCAGUUCGAGGCCGAUCCUUCCGUCGAGAUCCCCUCUCUCGACACCAUCACCGGCAGCAGCCGGGGCGAUGCGAACGCCGCGGCCAUCGUGACCAUGGCUGCGUGGGAUAAGUGGGUUCUCGAGUCCGACGACCAGAUGGAAUUUGCCGUGAGUGAGGGCGUCGACUCGGCCAGCGAGUACAGACUGGCGCUGCGAAAGCACGCCAUCAACGGGAAGCAGCUUGCGCAGGCUCAAGCCGAAAGCGUCAAAGCAGGCUACGAGUAUGUGCAGGCUCAGAUGGAAGUCAUUGUGUCCCAGCAACAGAUCGACGGCCUGCAAAAGCUGAGGGACGGGUACGAGGAGCAAGAGGCCGUCUACGCCCUGGCCGAGUCCAUGCUGUACGACCGUGCCAUGGCUCUGAGAACCACUGUCGUCUUGUCUCUUCGCAACAUGGCAUGGGCCUAUCGCUACUGGGCUCUCGCCGAGAGUUCCAUUAGUCUCGACUCUCGAAAGUCCCUUGUCGAGUACCAGCAGGACCUGUCCAUCGUCAUCCAGGAGAUGGUGAAUGCUGACUCGCGAUACUCGAGCGAUUUCCAGCCAUUCGACUACAACAUCGAUUCUGCAGAUCUCCCGGUCGACCAGGGGCAGUCGAUGAAGGAGGGCAUCAUGGGCAGCAGCCGCACCGGCAGCUUCACACUCGUUCCACAGAGGGGCCUCGCCAGUGACUUUGACGAAGGCUCCCACUACCGUCUGGACGGGCUCAAUCCCACCCUGCUCGGAGUGCUUCCCAAUCCAGGCGCUGUCAAGGGCGGCGUGGCCGUGGUGAACCUGCAAAUCACCACCUCUGGCAUCUAUGCCGACAUCCAAAAAGAACAAGUGUUUCGAUUUGCCAGCCUCCCUCAAGUUCGGAGGUGCUCAUACGAGAUUGACGAGAACGGCGUCAGGGGCAAAACUCGCGUGUAUCCCGCCUUUGAAACCAAGGACCACGCCGAGCCCACGCCCUUUACGCAGUGA
Messenger RNA from Metarhizium album ARSEF 1941, 2283 nucleotides. RefSeq lists its product as uncharacterized. The transcript has 5 exons. NCBI's taxonomy places the organism in Eukaryota, Fungi, Ascomycota, Sordariomycetes, Hypocreales, Clavicipitaceae. The record is from RefSeq and is a predicted model, not a curated record. The coding region runs from base 1 to 2283 and encodes 760 amino acids.